This is a messenger RNA of Phodopus roborovskii (desert hamster), 826 nucleotides long. RefSeq names its product interleukin 2 (gene Il2). The coding region runs from base 143 to 595 and encodes 150 amino acids. Gene Ontology annotation, cellular component: extracellular region. Lineage: Eukaryota; Metazoa; Chordata; Mammalia; Rodentia; Cricetidae. The record is from RefSeq and is a predicted model, not a curated record. Gene Ontology annotation, biological process: immune response. Gene Ontology annotation, molecular function: interleukin-2 receptor binding; growth factor activity. The transcript has 4 exons.
UGAAAAUAUGUGUAAUAUGUAAAACAUACUGACACCCCCGGAUUAUUUUUCCAGCAUUAACACUAUAAAUUGCCUCCCAUGCUGGAGAGCUGCCUAUCACACUUGCUAAUCACUACUCACAGUGGCCUCUAGUCCUGCAGGCAUGUACAAUAUGCAGCUUGCAUCCUGUCUUGCACUGACGCUCGCACUCCUUGUCAACAGCGCACCCACUUCAAGCUCUAAAAAGGAAACACAGCAGCACCUCAAGCAGUUACUGCUGGACUUACAGUUGCUUCUGAGCAGGAUCAAUAAUAACAAGAAUCAGAAACUCCCCAUGAUGCUCACGUUUAAAUUUUACAUGCCCAAGAAGGCCACAGAACUGAAACAUCUCCACUGCCUGGAAGAAGAACUUGGAGCCCUGCACCAUGUGCUGGAUUUGGCUCAAAGCAAAAACAAUCUCUUGGAAGAUUUCAUCAGCAACAUCAGAGUAACAGUUGGGAAACUAAAGGGCUCUGAAAACACGUGUGAAUUUGAUGAUGAGACAGUAACUGUGGUGGAAUUUCUGAGCAGAUGGAUCACCUUCUGUCAAAGCAUCACUGCAACAAUGACUCAAUAAUUAUGAGCCUCCUACUUACAACACACAGGAUUUCUAUUUAUUUAAAUAUUUAAAGUUAUAUUUAUUUUGGAUAUAUUGUUUACUAUUUUUUGUAACUAUUAGUCUUCAGAUGAUAAAUAUGGAUCUUUAAAGAUUCUUUUUGUAAGCCCCAAGGGCUCUAAAAAUGAUUUAUUUAUCUGAAAUUAUUUAUUAUAUUGAAUUGUUAACUAUCAUGUCUAUGUAGAUUCAUUA